This is a messenger RNA of Aphanomyces invadans, 6445 nucleotides long. RefSeq lists its product as hypothetical. NCBI's taxonomy places the organism in Eukaryota, Oomycota, Saprolegniomycetes, Saprolegniales, Verrucalvaceae. The record is from RefSeq and is a predicted model, not a curated record. The transcript has 7 exons. Gene Ontology annotation, molecular function: ubiquitin protein ligase activity; zinc ion binding. Gene Ontology annotation, cellular component: cytoplasm; ubiquitin ligase complex. Bases 16 to 6330 code for a protein of 2104 amino acids. Gene Ontology annotation, biological process: ubiquitin-dependent protein catabolic process via the N-end rule pathway; protein ubiquitination.
CAUCCCUUCAAGAUCAUGGCGGCGAUGAUGGAACAGGAUGCCGCCGUUGAAGUGGCCGAGUUCGCGCAGCUCUGGUUCUUGGAGCAAGUGAACUCGUCGCUGGUCUCGUCAAACACCCUGCUUCGCGGACUCGACAUUAUGAUGACCUGUCUGGUGGACCCGGGUGGGAAACCGAAGAAACACGCCGCGGUGACAAAAAAGGACAAGGAUGAGUUCCUCGUGGCACUGGGCAAACCACGAGACGUCCUGUCGAAUCCUGUGUUAGCACGCAUGCUGGCAAAGAAGCGAAGAAAGGUGUGUGGGUAUAUCUUCAAGGCAGACGAAGUUGCGUACAGCUGCCGCGAUUGCCAACACGACUCGACUUGCGUCAUGUGUCAAGCGUGCUUUGCCGACAGCAAACACGACGGUCACGACGUGUCGUUCCAGCGCACAUCUGCAGGGGGUUGCUGCGACUGCGGUGACCCCGAAGCGUGGGCGAAGUCUGGCUUUUGUACGAAACACCCUGGUCGCGAAGACACCUCAACUUCCACUACCGCGUCAAAAUUGGACGAUCUACCAAGGGAAUUGUCGUUUGUCGCAGGGUCAUUAAUCGACGCGGUCGUGCAUCAUUUGUUCGACGUGCUCGCGACGUCGGAGCAGGGGCUGCGAGUCGCAGAAGGCAUGGCGUAUCUAGGCUCCCGUGUGUCGGAUGAUGUGAAGAAACAAUGGAAGGUUGCGGCCGCGACUCGCGAAAAGAGUUUGGAUGGCCAAAACGGCGUCUUUGAUACGCGACUGCACAGCGACGACAUCAAUCCGUUUUCCGACGUGGUCCAGGCCCUUCGAACCAACAUUGGCUUGUCCAAGUUGGAGGCAAUCACGUUUGCAAACAAGUCCGACGCCGAGGGGUACACGGACAUCUGCCCCAGCACGUUGGUCCGCGCGACUGCAAUUGUUGUGUCGAUGGAAAACUACACGACGUCCGUGGUACCGCAUGCGCAAUACGACGUGCGUCGCGUUGCGCCCUUAAUUGAAUGGCUGCGGUCACUUUGUGAGAUAUCCGACGGACUCGCGGCGCUAGUGUCUCGCAGCAUUGCGCAGCGACGGGUCCAUCCAACCCAUGCCGCCAAGGCGCUCUCGUCGAAGCUGGUCGAGGCCACAUCUCUCAAGUCUAAGAAUGGCAUUGGGAACCUCUCAAUCGACCAGUGUUUAAAGCGAUGGCGGGUUAGCCGCGACGCUGUCAUGUUUGCGUCUAUCGCUCUGACAACAACUCGAGAACUGAGCGAGUGGGCGUCGGCGGUGCCGACAUUUCAAGCCAACUCAAUGGCAUGGGGAACGCUGCUGCCAGGUUGUCUAGGCAACGCGCUCGAAGCGAUUGCGCGGGCAUACCCUGACAUCACGGCGGCGUGCAAAGCUACAGCAGAGGCGUUCGCAGUUCCUUGUACGGUUGCAUCCAAGCCAGCGCCGAGCUUCCUCGACAUCCUCGUCCGAAACUACUGCCUCCUCACAAAGUCAGCGAUCUACCAAGUCAAUCUUUUCACACACGAGCUGAUUUUGAACCAGUCGAUGAAGCACGCCAUGAUGGACGCGUUUGUCGACGGAUAUGCUCAGAACACGGCGACUUACUUGAAGGGGUUGGGGGCCACGAGCGACAGCAUCUUUGACUUUGCGACACAACUGCUCACGGUGCCGUCUCUCCUUGCUAAGUACCCCACGACCCUUGUCUCGACCCUCCUCGAUGCCUUGGCGACCGUGCUGAACACGAGCAUGGGCACUCGUGCCAAGGCCAACGGCCAAACCUGCCCCGAGUUUCGAUCAGAUAGUAUCGCCAUCAGCCAUUCCAAGUACAAGCACGCCGGCGACCACUUGGAAUUUGUUCUUGCCCAUGGCAAUCCCAUCGACCUGCUUGGCCACGAAGCCAACUUUGCCAAGUGGCUGGAAUGUCUCACGGUGUUGCAGUUUGCCGACGCGCAAGUCCGCCGUCGUCGGGACGAGCCCCACGUCGAAUACGAAUCGGACAGUUGGUUUGCCACAUUCAAUUUGGGCAUCAAGCUACACGCGUUGUUUCCACUGGUACUCCACAGUCUCACAAGCACAUCGACCGGGGCCGGCGGUGCCGUGCUCUUGCGUCGAGUGAUGCAUGCGAUUAACCAAGUCAAGGAUUCGACGCUGUCCGUGAUGGAGAAGACAACUCGUGCUCUGGUAGGCGACGCAUUAUUCGACGCGACGGAAUCGUCGGUGCUCGUUCUGGACCGUCAAGUCCCUCGCGAGGCGUCAACGCUGCACAUUCCACUCCACCGCUUCGUAUCUGCCAUGCUCAAGCAGGUGCUUGUGCUAUCCAAGGAUGAAUCCACUUCGAGUAUGGACACGUGGCGCGAAUGGUUUGGUCUGGAUUCGCUAUCGACGACGGACGUUGUGCUGUUGUUGGAUGCACCGCUUCAAUGCCUCGCCAUGUCGAGCCAGAUUCAAGCCAACCUGUGGCGGCGCAACGGCGACGAGAAUAUGGUGACGCAGUUGUUCAAUUAUUGCGCGAUGCCAUACUGCGUCAACUUUCGCGAUGCAGACUUGUUUUUGCUGCAGAUUGGUGUGCUGCUUCUGGGACCCGAGCACGUGGUCGCGCUGAUCGUGGACCGAUUUGGCUUGCGCUCGUACUUUGCGGACCCAGACGACGCUGCCGUCUCCCCGACGGCCACUUACGACAAGCAGCAGGAGCUGCAAAUGGUCGACGAAGUGCUUCGUCUGGUGCUCGUGUUGUCGACAAAUGUACCUUCGACAACGGGCAGCGACCACGAAGAUGCGUUCUUGCGGGAAGAACUCGUCCACCAGUUGUUGAUUCGACCCAGCACGUUCAGCGAGUUGAGCGACAACGUGUCACUGCCGUUGGGCGGCCAAGAUAUUGCAGCCCCGAUCGCGCGCCUCGAGCCGCUACUCGAGCAAGUCGCCAGUUUCCAGCCACCUGCUGGACUCGAACCUGGCAAAUACACGAUCAAAACGGACAGCAUUGCCCAGUGCAACCCGUAUCACAUGCACUUGAACCGAGAACUCCACGAAGUGGCACGCGAGAAGAUCUUGGAGCGACCGAAUGCCUCGCCGCCGUUCGUCCCGCCUUCGACGCCGCUGCCUCAUUUGGCCAACGUGCAGUCCCUCUUGGUCACUCCCAGCACGAUUGAAAUGGUCAAGUGCGUCUUGCGCCGCCGAUGCAACAAGGAGAACAGUCGGUGGUCGGAGGCGCUCGUGUCGACUGCCCUCGAUGUCCUCGUGUACGGCGCUCAAGUGUCCGACGCAUUGGCCUCCACAGACGAAAAACCGUCGUAUUGGGACAUUGUGACUCCGCUGAUUGAGUACUUGGUGGAAUUGGAGCGUUCGGAUGACAAGGAACACCGACACGUUGUGUCGUGGUUGCUGAACGAAUACCCUCGUCGUGCGGCCGUAUGUGCCACAGCGUUGGCAGCCUAUACAUGCGCCAGCAACACUGGCAAAGACGGCCAUGUCGGAACUUCGGCCGAAAUGGAUCUCGAAGCUCGGAAAAAGGAAGCGAAAGCCCGUGCAAUGGCUGCGAUGGCCAAGCAAAUGGCCGCAUUUUCCCAACUCAUGGACGAAGACACCGAGGACGACGACGAUAUGGGCGUCGACAAAACGCCACAUCCGCCAGCGCAAGCGGUCAAGGACAAUGCCGUGGAAUGCAAGAGAAAGCCGUCGAGUGGACCGCACGCGACCAACAAAAAGCGCGCCCGAAAGACGUCCAUGGAAGAAAACUUCGCCCCAACACCCGACACAAAAGUACCGAACAAGAAGUGGAAACCCACGUGCAUGCUUUGCCACGACUCCAAGUCGAACGAUGAGCUGUGCAUGGUGGCCAUGGUGCAACAGUCGACGGUGCUGUCGACCGGGUUCCGCCCGACCGCAGCAGACGCGCUCCAUCCGGAGAAAGGCCCGAAUGCCCGCGCCAGCGUCACAUCGUUGAUCCGAGCGAUGCAAUUGCAAAGCCGUGGGGACUUUAACCGAUCUUCACCAUUUCAUUCUCCGCCGCAACAUCGCCACCACGACCACCACCACCACCACGACAAUUCGGACGAAGACUCUGACGACGACGGCGAUGAGUCUCCACGCAUGGCGUUUGCCGAUUUGUUUUGGGACAUGGAACACGACGACGAAUUUGACGACCACCAUCACGACCACGUGGACGGCAAUAUCGAACUUGCACCGCACGACGAUUUCCGCGACCAGCGCAAUCGGGCGGACAGUCAUGACAACGAAGCGCGCGCCGCCGCAGAUGACGACAUGACACGAAUGUUAGGCGGCGCACUGGAACACGCGAUACGAAUGAUGCCACAGCGACGUGCGCGCCGGUUCCGCUUCAAUGUCCGGCGCCACGCCCGUCCGCCUGUCGCUGUUGAUCGAGACGACGAUGGCCUGGACUUGGUGCCCGUCGGUCUGUUUGUGCGAACAUGCCAGCACAUUGUGCACAUGAAGUGCGUCGACAAGUACAUGGAAACGUUGCACGAAAAAGCGGCUCGGGGCGAAGAAUUUGACGGGAUGCAAGCUGUGGAUGGCGACGCCCCCAUGACGCAAUUCCUCUGCCCCAUGUGCAAGGGACUUUGCAACGUGCUUAUCCCCAUGAUUCCCCCCACUGCGCCGGUGGAACCACCGGCCACCGCGGUCUCGCCGACGUGGUUCGACAUUGUCCAGCGACCGGACAACUCGUCUUGGAUCCGCCCGGUGCACCAGACCCAUUCCGAUCACGACAAACUCAAGACUUGGAAGGAAUACUACGAGGACGCGUUAUGGGAGCCCCACGGAAGCUUUGAAAUGGGUGCGCCGUACUUGUGGUCGGCGUGCGCGUACACCGUGGCUGCGACAUUGGCCGAAGCAGACGCCGUUCGCGUUGACAGCGGCGAGUCGACGUGGCCGACGUCACUAGAAAAAGAGUACGCGUCCAUGCAAGCGCUGGUGACGUUCACCCGGUGGUCGUUUGGCAUGGUGCGCUUGACCGGCGAGUCCAAAGUGAUUUACGAAACAGUCAAGCGAUGUUGCCCCGUUGUGCAGCAGUCCAAGCGCGAGUACAAAAAGUAUACCAAGAUGAUCGGGUCGCUGGACGCGUGCAUUCGAGGAACGGUCCUCGGACUGCUCGUGGCCGACACGUUUACAGCGUUUGUGGUGUCGAUGGUCGCUGCCGACUCGAUCGAGACGAUUGGCGAGUUGAUUCCGGUAUUUUGUGCUGCCGAUAUGCUACAGCGCGUCGGACGCGCGUUCUUUGUGUCGGGGCCUCAACGGGAAGCUAGUUUUUACCAAGAUGUACCAGUGGGCUCGAAUGCCAACGAAGCCAUGACCUCCGGUGCCGCCGCCCGCAUGCAAACCCGCCGGGGUGGACAUGCACGUGUCACGUCGGCCACACCCACAGACUCCACCGCAGCACACGCCAAGAGCUUGAAAUCGCUGCAACGUUACGUGUUUAAAGCCACACGUCACGGCAAGCAUGCUGCUAACGAGCCCCAAGCGGUUGGCGCGGUCGAGCUUGUCUUGCGGCUUUGCGGAAUGGACCCAACGCUACGGUUGAAAGCGGACGUGGAUGUCGCCGUGGUCAACUCGAUCGUGGAAUUGAACGCUCUGCUCGUGCGUCGGAUGCACAUCGUGUACGGAUGCUUGACGGACAAGUCACUUGCAUUGCCGAUCCGUCCCCCGUCCUUCCGCGACGUGAGCCGAGUCCCGCUGAACACCCUCCAAACGAUUUGGGAAUGGUGCGUGAUUCGAAAAGCAUCGCAGCAUGAGCUCGGGGCGGCUUCGAAAGAUGCCACCAACCGAUGUGAGCAUGCCGAAUACACGAGCGAAGCAUACUUGGCCAACAUGUUUAUCCUCCGCGACAAGAAUGCGACGUCGCUGGACCUUGUCGCACUGCCGAUGCAGUACGACGACUUGUACAGCCACAACGUGCGACUGAAGUGUCGUCGCUGCGACCGCGUGCCCCGCGAACCAGGACUUUGCCUCGUCUGUGGGACGCUGCUUUGCUGUGGCGAGUCGUGUUGCGCCUAUUCUCAUGUAAGGGGCAACCCGCCGAUGGGAGAAUGCACGCGGCAUGCAUUUGAGUGCGGCGGAGGUCUUGGCGCGGUCCUGAUGCUCCAGCAAUGCCGUGUGUUGCUGGUCGCUGGGUCGAUGGUGGCGUACUUUCCAAGUCCGUACGUGGAUUCGCACGGCGAAGAAGACCCAGGACUCCAGCGCGGCCGGCCACUCAAACUCGACACGAACCGAUACAACAUGCUCCAGUCGCUCUGGCGCAGCCAUCGGCUCUACGGGGAAGUGUCUCGGCUGCGUAACCAGCGCGACAACCAGCAACCGCUCAAUCUCACAUACAUUUAACUAUUUUGCCAAUAUAGUGCAACCCAUCCACUUGCCCUCGCUGUUGCAAAUCGAAUGCCGUACUACAUCAAUGCCAAGGUUUGGAACCGCUUGUUGAGCGCUUCUUUCGUUGGCG